AAAGCCGGCAGAUCGUCGUUCCGUUCCACCCGCACAAAACCUAACUCAAUCCUCCAAUCUCUCUCGGCAACUAGGGCAUUACGAUGGCCAGGACAAAGCAGGGCCUCCCAGUUUCCACGCAGGGUAUACGGCGGCGGAUGCUGGUCGCGUCUCUCCUCCCCCAAAGCCCUACGGCCGCCGCCGUCGACGACGUUGUCGCGAUCGAGCGUGAGGCCGUUGGGGAACCUGUGGCGAGGCGGGCGCGCAGUCGCCGCGCCCUACACCGCCUCCCGGAGGACAUCGUGGUGUGGGAGAUCCUCGUCCGCCUCCCUGCCAGGGACAUCCUCCGCUGCCGUGCGCUCUGCCGCUCCUGGAGCCGCCUCGCCUCCGCCCCCGAUUUCCUCCUCGCCCACCACCGGCGUCAGCCGUCGCUCCCCCUCGCCGUGCUCUACGGCGGCACGGCCAGUUCAAGUACAGAGGCUGGCCACCGAGUUUUGGGGCGAGGCGAUGGCUGCAUGCUGCACGCCUCCUGCGACGGCCUCCUCCUGCUAAGCAUGUCUAACGGCUGCUUCAGCAUCUGCAACCCAGCCACGCGUCAGUGCGCUUCACUCCCGGACCUCCCCACCCCAGGUUACAUCAAAAUUGCGGCACUGUACUUGCAUCGCAAGUCCCGCGAGUACCGUGUCCUUUACCGGAAAGCAGCUGUGUACUACAUCCUUACGGUGCCGGUGGGCUCGCCGAGCUGCAUCGUGGUUCCUUCGGAUAGCCCUGGCAUGAAGCUAUGUUAUUUGGCCCCACCCGUCGUGUUCCGCAAUCACCUUCACUGGGGACCUGAUUGGCCUCACUACGAUGUCGGCCUACUUGUUUUCGACACAGUGGUCGAGUCAUUUAGGUCCAUGCGCUGCCCGGCUGGUGCUACCGGCAGCUCCGCUCAUCUGCGUGACAUGGAAGGUUCGAUUGGCUUCAGUUGGUUAGACUAUUUGAGGUCAGUCGUCACAAUCUGGGUACUGGAGGACUACGAGAGGGAGGUCUGGGCAUUCAAGUACCAUGUUAAAUUCCCAUUCCCAGCGGAGAUCUUGUGUCGCAGUAGCAUUGCAUAUACAUGCCAUUGCGUUUUGUCCCAUGAGGGAGAUGUGCUGGUCUACAGUAUUUGUGACUGUCGGAUCUUCCACUGUGACGGCGACGGCAAGUUGCUAGAGGAAUUCCGGUGGGAAUACAACUCACAACGUUUGAAAAUUAUUGGACACAAGUUUAAAGAAAGCCUCGUCGAGCAUGAAUUGUUCUUGAGGCGAGGUGCCGCAUGCGUUGAACAACCAAGUUUGUUCAAAAGGCUCUAAAUUAAGGCGAUGCCUGACCAACACCUAUGUUCAUAAGGAGUACUUGGCUACAGCUCGGAGAUUGAUUUUUAGGCGAUGCUGGUGGACUAAUUUGAAGUGGUUGUGCCAUAGUCCUGUCCAAUCACAGCAUAGACACAUGUCUUGAUCUCAAUUAUGCUCAUUGAAUUCAUCUGCUUUUGGUUUAAUAUACUACUCGUGGUUA
Triticum aestivum (bread wheat) is the source of this 1518-nucleotide messenger RNA. RefSeq names its product F-box protein CPR1-like. NCBI's taxonomy places the organism in Eukaryota, Viridiplantae, Streptophyta, Magnoliopsida, Poales, Poaceae. The record is from RefSeq and is a predicted model, not a curated record. The transcript has 2 exons. The coding region runs from base 84 to 1316 and encodes 410 amino acids. Gene Ontology annotation, molecular function: protein binding.